This is a messenger RNA of Anguilla anguilla (European eel), 6324 nucleotides long. It is a transcript of the gene pde3a, whose product is annotated as phosphodiesterase 3A, cGMP-inhibited. NCBI's taxonomy places the organism in Eukaryota, Metazoa, Chordata, Actinopteri, Anguilliformes, Anguillidae. Gene Ontology annotation, biological process: oocyte maturation; positive regulation of oocyte development. The transcript is spliced from 16 exons. Gene Ontology annotation, molecular function: 3',5'-cyclic-AMP phosphodiesterase activity. Gene Ontology annotation, cellular component: cytosol. The record is from RefSeq and is a predicted model, not a curated record. Bases 860 to 4336 code for a protein of 1158 amino acids.
CAUUGGGCACUUAUUGGCUACAGCAAUGUUGUUGCUGCUUUGCAUAGCCCCUUUCCGUAUGUAUGGACUGAGCUCGAAGAUCAAAAAAGCCACGCUACUAUACUGUAGCGUACCCUUGUGCAUUGGUAGUUACAGGGAACUGAUGGCAAGUAUCCAGACUCCGUUGUUUUCCGUUCUCCUCGUCCUCAUCUUCAAUUACCUGAACUUAAACGCAGCAGCGCAGGAUUUUUAGUUUUGCUUCUCAAGCAUAAUGUGCAUCUCGGGCUAACUCAACCUUACAAGCGAGCAGGAAAAGCUAGAAUAUGACCGGAGUGCACGCGUCUGCGCUUACAUGCGAUCGGGAAUGGCGCUCGUAUUUUUCAAGAGAGAAUGCUUGGAUGAAUAAGGAAAACCUGAAACGUGUGUGGACGGAACGCAGCACAAACGGUUCAGAAACGGAGCACCACAAAGAAGCACAGCACGGGAGAGCGCGGAUUGGUGAUGUGAGGAAGAGCAAUGGCCUAGAUCAGUAAUAGAUCGUCAGUGGUUAGUCUGUCAUUCUAGUUAACUGGGUGCUGUUCAGGACCUUUAUUCCGUUCUACCGACGACAGAACAAAUGGAAUGAUUUUCAUUGAAGGUCUGUUAAAAUUCAAGAAUGCAGCCUUAGAGGUUUUUUUGUAAAACUUUUUAAAAAAUCGUUUUCACAGUUUCCCCCUAAAAACACACGCGUUUCUUGGGGUUGUCAAUAUUUUGUCAAUUAACAGUGGAUCUUUAUGUUAUUUAGUGGUUACUCAUUCAAUGGUUCAUAAUCCGAAGAUGUCCAAUUCAUAGGCUGUAUUACUUUUUUUGUAAGUAACGCUCUAGUAUAUUAACCAUUUGAAUGAUGACGUCUGUAGAAUCUGACAGUGAAAGGGGAAUAUCGGGCAGCAUUUUUGAAAAAAGCCCCAGGGUCCCCGACCGUAAUGGUUAUGUGAAAACAUGUGUUACUACACUGUCCCAGGACCCGAACUGUGCACCGUGGGUGAAACUGAUGUUCACUAAAAUAUGGAGUUAUAAAGGACUCUCGUCUGCGGUAUGCGUGGGGUCGCUUUCGGUUUUACUCGCUCUGGUGGUUAAAUUUGUAGACUGGGAAAUCGAGCACAACCGCAGCAGCAGCAGUAGUAGUAGCAGCAGCAGCAGCAGCAACAGCAAUAACAGACAGCCCGGGUCUCCGAUUCAUUUCGCGUCAGGCUGCACGGGGGAGCUAUUGCUAACUUGGUGGAAUCUGGUUUCUCCAGUCUUCACCCUCUUAUGUGCCUUCUUUUGGGUCGGCUUGUAUCUGAUCCGCUGUGGAGUCCUUAUUAAAACAACACUUUUUCUCUUAACCGCGUGCCAUUUGGGCGAAGCGGCGGCACAGUCGCUCUUGUUCGGGGCGGAUGAUCAGUUACUCUCCUUCACUGCGACCGUGGUGGUGCUCGCGUGCCUGGCAAGCGGGGCACUCAUGGUGGUGAGACUCAAGCAGGGAAUCUCAGUUAUCGUUUUCAUCAGCAUCGUCAGGACAAUCUCGCUCAUUUCUUUGCAUAAAGUGCGGGCCAGCUGGAGACCUUACUUGGCCUACGUGGUCGGAGUACUGGGCAUUCUACUGGCGAGGUAUGCUGACAGGCUCCUGCCGAACCAAGGGAUACACAAGGAGGGUUGUGCCUCCGUGAGUGAAGCGAAGGAAGAGAUCCCGGUAUUUAAAAGGCGAAGGAGGUCCAGCUCCGUAAUAUCUUCAGACAUGGCACACAGUCACUCCAACAGCAAGUCACAUCGGCGAACCUCGCUGCCGUGUAUUCAAAGGGACCAGAUGCUGUCCCAGUCUGAAUGGGACCACAAGCGAGGGUCUCGUGGAUCCCAGUCCUUGGGCACCAGCGUGACAGUGGACAUAGCGGUGAUGGGAGAGGCCCACGGGCUCAUCACCGACCUGCUGGCGGACCCCUCCCUGCCCCCCAACACCUGCAGCUCGCUGCGGGCCGUCAGCAACCUGCUCAGCACCCAGCUCACCUUCCAGCCCCUGCAUCGGCCCCGCGCCAACCUCCCGGGCUCCUUCAGCGACGCCUACACCUGCUCCGACUCCGAGGAGGGACCCGAGAAGGGCGAGAAGCUGGCCAUCCCAAAGCGUCUGCGACGGAGCCUCCCCCCGGGGCUGCUGCGCCGAAUCUCCUCCACCUGGACCACCACCACCUCCGCCACGGGCCUCCCCACCAUGGAGCCGGGCCCCGUGCGCCGGGACCGCAGCGCCAGCAUCAAGCCCCUCCACGAGGGCCCCAUCUGCAGCAGGUCCGUGUCCGCGUCCUACCCCACCUCUGCCGGCACAAACCACCUCUACACCAAACGGCAAGGCAGACCAGGUUUCCCUCCAGUCAACAUCACGCCCCUGGCCUCUCCGUGCCAGUCCCCCGGCCAGGGCACGCCCGUCUCUAGCCCCGUCAGCAAGGCCCCCUCCGCGGACCUCCCGGACGCCGCGGACUCGCUGGCCGAGUGCGCGGUGGCGGCGCCGCUGCCGGGCGCUCACAAAGCCUUAACUCACACACAGAGCGCGCCCGGCUGCACUGCCACACACUCGGUCUGCAGCAGUUGCGGAAGACCAUUCAGCAUAUUAAGCCUUGGAGAUGGGUCAAUGGACAGAGGAGACAGAAUACGCAGAACAGAUGAUCAAGCGAUAGUUUCAUCUGACUAUGACAGCACCCACGAGACCAACAACAGUGACAGCAGUGACGUGACACAGAGCGAAGAUCCGGAGAGAGGCAGAAAACCCACAGAUGCCCAGGCAGGGUGCAGGAUGUACCCAUCGGACACCAUUAUCCUGCACAACCUAAUACUCUCAGAGGACAAACCCAUUCUGGCCCCUGAGCCCCUGGUGAUGGAGGGUCUGGAUCCUAUGAUGAGCCAGCUCAACAACUGGAACUUCCCCAUCUUCAGCCUGGUGGAGAAGACGCAUGGCAAACGCGGCUGUAUACUCAGCCAGGUCUCGUACAGGCUGUUCGAAGACACGGGGCUCUUUGAGACGUUCAAGAUCCCCGUGCGAGAGUUCAUGAACUACUUUCACGCCCUGGAGAAUGGAUACAGGGACAUACCAUAUCACAACAGAACCCAUGCCACAGACGUGCUUCACGCAGUGUGGUACCUCACCACACAAGCCGUCCCCGGCCUCCCCAGCCUCAUGAACGACCACGGCUCCGCCAGUGACUCCGAUUCGGACAGCGGCAUCACCCACAGUCACAUGGGUUUCCUGGUGUCCAAGACGUACACGGUGUCGGAGGACGGCUACGGCUGCCUGUCGGGCCUCAUCCCUGCCCUGGAGCUGAUGGCGCUGUACGUGGCGGCCGCCAUGCACGACUACGACCACCCCGGCAGGACCAACGCCUUCCUGGUGGCCACCAGCGCCCCUCAGGCAGUGCUGUACAACGAUCGCUCUGUGCUGGAGAACCACCAUGCGGCCUCGGCCUGGAGCCUCUUCAUGUCCCGCCCCGAGUACAACUUCCUGCUCAACCUCGACCACAUGGAGUUCAAGCGCUUUCGCUUCCUGGUCAUCGAGGCCAUCCUGGCCACCGACCUGAAGAAGCACUUUGACUUCCUGGCCGAGUUCAAUGCCAAGGUGGGCGACGACGUGGGCUCGGGCAUCGACUGGUCCAACGAGAACGACCGGCUGCUGGUGUGCCAGAUGUGCAUCAAGCUGGCCGACAUCAACGGCCCCCUCAAAUGCAAGGACCUGCACCUGCAGUGGACCGAGGGCAUCGUCAACGAGUUCUACGAACAGGGGGACGAGGAGUCCAGCCUGGGCCUUCCCAUCAGCCCCUUCAUGGACCGGUCGGCGCCGCAGCUGGCCAAGCUGCAGGAGUCCUUCAUCACGCACAUCGUGGGCCCGCUCUGCAGCUCCUACGACUCGGCCGCCCUCAUGCCCGGCCGCUGGGUGGAGCCCGCCGAGGGCGAGGAAGAGGAGGGGGCCGACAUCGACGAGAACGAGGAGGAGGACACGGCGGAGGAGGAGGAGGAGGAGGACGCGUCCACGGGCUCGGAGGCCUCCCAGAAACGGGUUACCAAGAAACGACGAAAAGUCUUCUGCCAGAUUACCCAGCACUUACUAGAGAACCACCAGAUGUGGAAGAAGGUGAUCGCAGAGGAGGUCCAGAAAGAGGAGGAGGAGUCAGGGCGCCACAGUAACCCCACUGAGCCAAUCCUGGCCAUCCAUGAGGAGGAGGAGGAGCCAGGAAGCAAAGAGGAGUCUGUGGAAGCCCUGGAGCAGGACGUGGAGACUGAGGAAGAGGGGACAGAGCCCCUGGAGGAGGAAGAAGAAACCCCGGCUUCUGAAACCCUGGUGGUUGAGGACCCAGAGUGAAAGAAAGUUCCAGAAGAAGAGCGAGGGAGCAGAUCGCCAGUAUCCAGAGCCAGAACGUUUUUUUAUUUUUUUUUAAAGAACAGAUUCCUGAUAUUUUGUUGCCAGCACAUCACUUAGACACAACACUGUAGAAGUUUGGGGAAUAUGUGCCUAAAGAAAACAGGGUGGGGAAGAGGCUGGGAUUUGGGGAAAUGGGGGAGAGGGCAGGGUGGCGGGUGGUGGGGGGCAUAAGGGAUUCUAAUGCUUUACACCUUUAUUAAUGAGGUCCGGUCCUGGUUCAGAGAACUCAACCUUCCGUUUGAGGAAGCUUCCACAGUACAGGAUCACAAAGCUCUGAGACUCUACACCCAUUCCAACCACUCCCCUCUUCAACCCCAUCCCCACCCCCACCCCAAAACCCCUGCUUGCAGUGGGAGGGGAGUCUGACCACCCAGCACCCCAAAUCCAAUGAGUUCCCCGUGGACUCUACAGACUGGUCCGUUUUUGUAAGAGUACUUUUUUUUUUUUUUUUUUAGAACAAUGAUAUUUUAAAAAUUGAAAAAAAUUAUGAAGCGCAUUCUACACACGACACGUGGAUCGAAGCUGCUCUCAUGCUGUUUCCCAGGGACACCAGUAGCAGUGCGCGCUCAGCGGACAGUGGGAAGUUCAGUAGCACCCAUUCCGUUGCUGUGAGUAGAAUGGGGAAGGGAAAUUGAGCCGUACAGGUCUGAAAAGCUUUAUCCAAAUUCAAGGAAAACAACAGUGUUUCACGUCGCACGGUGUCCCGUGUCCUUUUUUCCCCCACCUAUGGUUAACGCCGUUCAUAAAAUCUGUCAAACCGCCUCCACAGUAUUGUAAGACGUAAGAGCGAGCUCCGCCUAUCUACAGUAGCAUUCAAGAUGUGUCAUUGCUGCAAGCCAAAUCCCUGCUGUUAUUUUCAUUUGCCUAAGGUUUUCUCGCAGAUCUUGUUGGCCGUCACUUGUCUCCAGUGAGUGCUAUACUCUUUGUAAAUACGAGAAGGAUUUAUUUUUAUUUUCUUACAGUUAGACUUAAAAAAAAUUUUUCUUUGUCUAUACCUGGCCAAAAAAGGGAGCUUCUUGGUUAUUAAAGGAUCACUAGCUGUUAAGGGAGUCAUUAAUGUAAUUAAUUCGUUUCUUUUUUUAUUUUUGAAGCCUUAGUAUCGUCAACGCAUUGCAGUAUAUUUUGAACUGUUUUUUCAGCUAUUUCCCAUUAAAACUAUUGGCUAGUGGUUUAUAGCUGUUGCAUCUGCAUCUGUGCAGACAAAAGGGACAAAAGGGACACCUCAAAACAGAUGGUCUGAACAGGGAGCUAUUGGUCCGUCACAGAGAAACCAGUCUGUCGACCAAUCCUCAUAAUCCAAAGUGAAUGGUGUGGGACGAGUGCAGUGUAAUUUUUUUUACAGAAACGGGAAAAUAGUCAGACCAGAUUCGCAGUGCAAUAACUUUUGAUCUGAGCAAUCACGAAGCGUGAUUGUGGUCACUGUCUGUGCGUAGACUCCACGCAGUGUGUAGACUAGUGCAUUACUUUCAUUACCAUGCGCAGAAUGUCCCGAGAACAGUAUACUGUACAUCUGGCUCACAUUGCGGUUGUAACAGAGCAGUGUUUGUCCGGCGCUAGCAAGUAUCUUAAAGCUUUAGUGAGAGAUUCAGAACAGGGAAGCAUGGCAGCCACAUACCUGAGUACUGAGAACAUCGAACCUCUUAAAGAAAUCCCCCCCAACCAGAUUUUUUUUUUAAAGUGCGGUGCAUUUGUGCGGUGAUUACAUGGGUUCUGCAGAGUAGCAGGAUGAUGAGAAGCAGCAUGUGAGGGCUUUCAGUGGAACGUCCUCUGAGGGGGCUUUGAUUCCCCUUCCCCGGGCAUCCCGAGGAUGCCAUUAUGUUCCGGAACUCUCUGUCUUUUCUCGUCUGGGGUUUCCAUGGCAGCGCGGUCACACUCGCGCGCGCGCGCAGGGAUGGACAGGGGAGCAGCUUCCUGUGCCCCUUCUCCCC